Molecule: messenger RNA, 1914 nt
Organism: Iphiclides podalirius (scarce swallowtail)
Lineage: Eukaryota; Metazoa; Arthropoda; Insecta; Lepidoptera; Papilionidae
Source: the annotation of a GenBank genome assembly
AUGAAGUGGUGCGGCGACGUGGUGGGGCGCGGCUCGGCGGCGUACUUCGCGCGGGUGGCGCGUCUGCGGCGCGCGCUCGUGCUGCUCGCGGCCGCCGCGUGCACCGCCGCCGCGCUGCUCUACUGGCGGCAGCAGAGCGACGAGCGGACCACCAGGCCGCUGCACAGCGUGUACAGCGGCGUCGAGCCCGAGUGGACGUGGGAAUGUCGGAAGGAGCGCUGCGAACGGCUGCCGGCGGCCGAGGCGCCCACGCUGCAAUCGCUGCCCACUUGCAACAUGCUGUGCGCCUCCACCCAGCUGUGGCCGCAGCCCACCGGCCCAGUGAGCCUCGCCACCGCCGCGGUGCCGGUGCGCGCCUCCGCGUUCACCCUCCACAUCGUGACGUCACCGUCCCGCGAGGUCUCCGAACACCUCGAGGACGCCUUCGGCCUGUUCAGAGAGGACCUUCGCGCUCUAGAGAAGACUACGGUCAGCGAUAGCAAGCGCAGCGACAUCGGCCCCGCGCACGAGGUGCUGGUCCGCGUGUCGGUCAACGGCAGCACCGACGUGCGAAUGCGCAUCGACACCGACGAAAGCUAUAAACUAGCUCUGGCACCGGACAGGGGCGCUCUGGUCGCGCACAUCUCGGCCCGCUCGUUCUGCGGCGCUCGCCACGGCCUGGAGACACUGUCGCAGCUGGUCUGGCUGGACCCGUACGCGGGCUCGCUGCUCGCCCUCGAGGCGGCCACCGUGGACGACGCGCCGCGCUUCCGCUACCGGGGCCUGUUGCUCGACACCGCCCGCAACUACUUCCCCGUGGGCGAGAUCGUGCGCACCAUCGACGCCAUGGCCGCGUGCAAGCUGAACACGUUCCACUGGCACGUCAGCGACUCGCAGUCGUUCCCGCUGAGAUUGAACAGCGCCCCGCAGCUGGCGCAGCACGGCGCCUACGGGCCGGCCGCCGUGUACACCACCGAGGAGGUGCGCGCGAUAGUGCGGCGCGCCAGGCUGCGCGGGAUCCGGGUGCUGAUCGAGGUGGACGUUCCGGCCCACGUGGGCCGCGCCUGGUCGUGGGGGCCCCAAGCCGGCAUGGGCCACCUCGCGUACUGCGUCGAAGUGGAGCCCUGGAGCGCCUAUUGUGGCGAACCGCCGUGCGGACAGCUGAACCCGCGCAACCCGCACGUGUACGACCUGCUCGAGGGGAUCUACGCGGAAAUCCUCCAGCUGACCGGGGUCGACGACAUUUUCCACCUCGGCGGCGACGAGGUCUCCGAGCGCUGUUGGUCGCAGUACUUCAACGACACGGACCCGAUGGACCUCUGGUUGGAGUUCACGCGGCGCGCGAUGGAGGCGCUGGAGCGCGCCAACGGCGGCAAGGCGCCCGAGAUGACGCUUCUGUGGUCCUCGCGGUUGACCCGCUCCCCGUAUCUCGAGCGUUUGGACACGAAGAAGUUCGGCAUCCAGGUGUGGGGCGCGUCCCGGUGGCCCGAGUCGCGGGCGGUGCUCGACGCCGGCUUCAAGUCGGUGAUAUCGCACGUGGACGCGUGGUACCUGGACUGCGGCUUCGGCUCGUGGCGGGACAGCUCGGACGGGCACUGCGGGCCGUACCGCUCGUGGCAGCAGAUCUACGAGCACCGGCCGUGGGUCGACGAGUCGAGCGGGAUGGCGGGCGCGGGGCCGACGGGGGAGGGGUGGCGGGUGGAGGGCGGCGAGGCGUGCCAGUGGAGCGAGCAGCUGGCGGCGGGCGGGCUGGACGCGCGCGUGUGGCCCCGCGCCGCGGCGCUGGCCGAGCGGCUGUGGUCGGACCGCGCCGAGGGGGCGGUGGGCGACGUGUACCUCCGCCUCGACACGCAGCGCACUCGGCUGCGGGCGCGCGGCGUCCGCCCGGCCCCGCUCUGGCCGCGCUGGUGCACCCACAACCCGCACGCCUGCCUC